GCGAGUCCGUGACGUAGCACGGCGUAUGUUGUCAAAAGAGAAAAGAUGGCGUCGGUGUCAGAAAUGUACGAUGUUGGUUGGGAAGAGAUGAGAGACAAGCUGCGUAAAUGGAGAGAAGACAACUGCAGAAACAGUGAACAAAUUGUGGAUGUCGGCGAAGAGCUCAUCGGUGAACAUGCAUCGAAACUGGGAGACGACGUAUGGAUUAUUUAUGAGCAGGUGAUGAUCGCAGCGCUGGACUGCAGUCGGGAUGACUUGGCUCUGACCUGUCUACAGGAACUGAGGAAGCAGUUUCCAGAUAGCCACAGAGUGAAGCGAUUAUCAGGCAUGAGGCUGGAAGCUUUGGAAAGGUACGACGAGGCCAACAAGCACUAUGAUGCCAUUCUCCAAGACGACCCCACCAAUACGGCAGCGAGGAAGCGCAAGAUCUCCAUACUGAAGGCCCAGGGGAAGAGCACUGAAGCUAUCCGGGAGCUCAAUGAGUAUCUGGAGCAGUUUGUUGGAGACCAAGAAGCAUGGCAUGAGUUGUCAGAGCUCUACAUCAACGAACACGACUAUGGAAAAGCUGCGUUUUGUCUGGAGGAGCUGAUGAUGACCAAUCCUCACAAUCACUUGUACUGUGAGCAGUACGCUGAGGUGAAGUACACGCAGGGGGGGCUGGAAAACCUGGAGCUGUCCAGAAAGUAUUUCGCCCAGGCACUGAGGCUGAACAACCGAAACAUGAGGGCAUUGUUUGGUCUGUACAUGUCUGCAAGUCACAUUGCUGCCAGUCCAAAAGUUAGUGCCAAGGUGAAGAAGGACAAUAUGAAGUACGCUGCCUGGGCUGCCGCUCAAAUAAAUAGAGCCUAUAAGCUGGCCGGUCGUGGGUCCAAGGAGAACAAAUGCUCCAUGAAGGCAGUGGAGGAGAUGCUGGAGUCCAUGCAGAUCACUAUGUCCUAGAUGCCCUCAUCCACGCUUUCCCUCUUCCCUUCUGUUCACACACACACACAGCCACUUGGAGCAACAUGGCAGCUCAAAUAGCCUUGCAAUGUGACCAGAACCGGAUCUUUAACUGAUUUUUUUUUUUUCUUCUUCUUCUUUAUCCCUUCAAGUUUGCUUCUUUUAAUUAAUUGAACUUGACAUGGGCAAUGGAAGACAUUUGUUUCCCUCAAGUGUAAAGAUUUCCCCACCCAUCUGGAAAAUACAACAGCAAAGUCCAAGUACUCCAACUUAUUUAAACAAGUCCCUCAUAGUAUUAACCCAGCUGUGAUUUCUCCCAGACUGGAUUAUACUGUCCCGCCUCCAUCUCAUACUGUCUUUUAGGUUUACCUUGAACUAAUAUCACCAAUCAGCACAACACGUCAAGGCUAUAACUCCUGACCAGGAGUGUUGACAAGCUGUACAGUAAAAGCUAUUUAUAAAGACAAUGUGGAGAUUCCACUUGUCUGCACUGAGGUCAUUAACUAUUUCCGUACUAUCUGUAAAUGAAACAUCUUUAUCUAAUAAAACUUGUUUUUUUCUUUUGUCUAAUCUAUCAGAAUGUCUUAUAAAUUAAUAAAAGUAGGACUCAGAGAGUUGAGAAUCCAUUUUCUUCACGAGUGUUUGUAGCAGAGUUGGUCAAUUGGUUUUUUGGAUUUCCAUGUUUUCCCCAGCAGUAACACUUAUUGACACAUUCGAACCUAUAGCUAUAACCUAGCUAUAAUUAUCUUGGAGAAGGAUGAGAGACAUUUGUCAUUAUGAAGGCAGCAGUGGUAACAACAGGGGCAUAAAAAACAGGCCUCUUCUUUCUCAGUGAUUCCAGCUGGGAAAUCCUGCCUUUCAAUUACCCUGGACAGCAGCUGAACCAACUUCAGCACACUGAAGAACACCUCUGUCAUUUCAGUUUAGAAAGGCUCAGAAAACGCUGCCAGUAAUUAACACGCCACAAGUUGGAAAAGAGAGAGAGAAAAAAAAAAAACGUAUUCAUGAAUCUGGGAACUUUCAUGACAGGCAGGAAAGAAAGACAUCUUAGUGCUGCGAGAGGCCGGUUUCCUCUGCUCUGCAUUCAGUUCACUGGGUUCUGUAAUUGCUGAAUCUGAAUUGAUCCACAUGAUCAUCUUAAGUUGUCGCUCACCCGUGCAGGGUCAGCUGUUACUUCCAUUUCUUUUGUUUAUUAAGUCAUGGCAAUCGUCUCAUAAUUUCACUCUUCGGCUGAUGGAAAACUUGAGUGUUGAGUUUAUGGUCGUUUUUGGACGGCUUUUAAAUUGAGAGAGGUCACCAGCUCAAAGCCCCGAGUGUGGAAAGCCGUUUUCUCAAGUUUUUAAUACUCUUUGGCCUUGGUCAGUGGAUGAAUGUGUCUGCAUUUGAUUUGCCUCCCCAAUCUGGCGGAACCAAUGAAAACCAGAGGACGUUUGAGCAUAAACUGACUUGAGUUAUUUUUACAGGGAAAGGGCUGAGGCUAAAUGAAGCUCUUUUUAAGAGUUACAGGGUGAACGCAUUUUGAUUUGAAGCAGAGUGAUUCUUUUUUUGUUAUACAUCCCAUGUAAAUAUUGCUGUACUUUUAAAGGUUUAUGAACUUGUAAAUGGGGAAUAAAGGUUAUCAAUCA
Molecule: messenger RNA, 2564 nt
Organism: Larimichthys crocea (large yellow croaker)
Lineage: Eukaryota; Metazoa; Chordata; Actinopteri; Sciaenidae
Gene: emc2
Product: ER membrane protein complex subunit 2
Exons: 11
Coding region: 46-939 (297 amino acids)
Molecular function (GO): protein binding
Source: RefSeq, a predicted model, not a curated record